This is a messenger RNA of Cucumis melo (muskmelon), 3396 nucleotides long. Its product is annotated as methyl-CpG-binding domain-containing protein 13. Gene Ontology annotation, molecular function: DNA binding. The transcript has 8 exons. NCBI's taxonomy places the organism in Eukaryota, Viridiplantae, Streptophyta, Magnoliopsida, Cucurbitales, Cucurbitaceae. Bases 544 to 3189 code for a protein of 881 amino acids. The record is from RefSeq and is a predicted model, not a curated record.
GUGUCGACAGUGAAGGCUCUCUCUUUAGAAUCAGACGACAUCCAUAACAGACACAAAUCGAUCUGCUUUGUUUGACAAUCGACGAGUCUCUCUCAGCUCGACCUUCUUCCAACCCAUCUUUCUUCCUUUACUGUGCUUCCAUUUUUAAUCCAACGGUACAACCAGAACAUCCAAUCCCACCCGAUUCAAUGGUCAAACCCAAUGAACCCUCGAACCUUAAAUUACAGACCCAUCUACUAAAACACUGAAAAAUCAGUUUUUGGUUGCGUCUUCAUCAACCCCAUCUUCGAUUUCCACUUCAACUUCCAGCCCUAACCUUUUUCCUACCUUUUACUUACAGACCCAUCUCACUGAAUAAUCCUUUUCCUGCUGAAAAUAUGGAUUUUCAAUUGUACCCACGUGUCCGCACCUCAAUUUCAUCUUUUUCCUUUCCCAUUUCCCCUCUUUCUUUGACCUAAUUAAUUUCCCCUUUUCGCGUUUUAGCUCCAUAGAUCCUGAUUGCUCAGACUCUGGAGCUGAUCUGUUGUUGAUUCUACUCUGAAGAUGGUGGCCAAGGGUUCGCCGGAUUGGCUUCCCUCUGGCUGGACUGUGCAGUAUAAAGUUCAGAAAACGGGCCGGAAAAUUAGGUUCUAUACAAACUUGGAGACUGGAAAAAGCUUUUAUUAUAAGGAUGAUGUUCUUGGCUAUAUUAAAAGCACUCAGUCUCAAAAGUCUCAACCAACUUCGAGAGGCAUCAAAACUCAGUCAGGAAAUAGUCCUGUGCAACAGACGGUGAAAUCAAAUGAACACCCUGAAUGGUUGCCUGCUGGCUGGAAAGUGGAGUCAAGAACACGGAUGAGUGGUUCAAAUGUUGGAGCUGUUUACAAGUGUUACAUUGAUCCAGUGACGGACAGCAGAUUUUAUUCAAAGCCAGAGGUAUUUCGACAUCUCAGAACUGUAAAGAACAAAUUAUGCACAUUGAAAGAGAGAAGAACAAGCAACGGCACGAAGUCUAGAAGUCGAGUUGUUAUUGAGCAUUAUAAAGAUGAAGAUUUGCCGCCUGGAUGGAUAAAGGAAAUCAAGAUCAAAGAAAAAGCGGAUGGCAUUAGGAAAGACCCGUUAUAUCCAACCUUCUUACAGUUUUACAUAGACCCAAAAUCUGGAUACAUAUUCCGUUCCAAAAAGGAGGUUUUCCGCUAUCUCGAGACUGGAGAGAUCAGUAGACAUGCAUUUAAACCAAAGGAAGGGGGCGAUGAAGAACAAGAGUUGAUAAGCGACAAAAAAUCACGAUCUACUGUUAGAGGACAGAAAUUGGAGCUGUCUGCAGCAACCCCACAACCUCUUGCAGGUGAGGAAAUGGCAACAGGGAGACGGUCAGAACGUCCAGGAGUCCAUAUUCAACAGUUGAAGCAACGGCGUAAUGUCUCUUCUGCACUGAAAGAUGCUUUAGUUCUUCCUGUUGAAACCGUUGAAGAGAUUAUUUUGCCUCAAGAAGCAGUCAUCAAGGAGUCUACUGAAAUCAAGGAGCCUACUGAAAUCGAAGAAAGAAGUCAUAGAAAUUCAUCAUCUCCUAAAGCUGAUCAUACAGGAGGUAAUGAAACUGAAAGAGUAUCUUCUGAUAAUGUAGCAGUUUCAACUUGUGCAUCUGAGUCUGACCAAGAGAAAGCAUUGCCAAAAGUUGAAAAGCUAGAAAGUAAUAAAAUCGAUAUAGUAGUAACUCCUGAUAACAGUCCACUUAUAGACACUGCAUCGAAGUUGGAACACGAGAGGAUAGCGACCAGUAAUCCAAUGGAAAGUGAUGACAAUGGGAGAAAGACAAAGACGAGGAAGUCCAGGAAGAAGAAAGACGUCAACUUGCCUCGGAGGUCUUCAAAACGACUUGCUGGACUUGAACCAGAGUUGGUGCCUAAAGUAGAUGCAAAAGAAGUUCCUCAAGCCUCAAAUAGAAAUAUUUUCACUGAAGUUAGUCCAGAUGCUGGCCUAACUGUGAAAGCGGAUGCAGACGUUCACAAUACAGAUAAAGCAUCCCAGCAGCUCGACAUGAGGUCGGAAAAAGACAACGAACACCAUAUACCUAAUCACAAGGAUACGUCCUUACGUGAAAAUCACAAGGACACUUCCUUACGUGAAAAUCACAAGGACACUUCCUUAUGUGAAAAUUCUUCCAAUAAAAGGAAAACUCUCACAUGUUGCCUUGAUGCCCCAGAAGAGAAAAUACAGAGAGUGGAAACUGAAAAGAAGGAUGAUGGAAAGAUGGAAGCGCAGCUGGAUGUUCCAAUUGCUGAUUUUUGGUCAGACCCAUGCUUGGAAUUUGCAAUCAAAACUCUUACGGGUGCGUUGCCGGUGGAGAAUGCCACUACCACUAAUGAGCCAGUUUCUAGUACUACAGUCGACCCAGUUUCUAAUACUACAGUCGACUUCCUGCAAGGACAGAGCUCAGUAAAAAAUGGUCCGGGAAGUCGCAUGAAUAAGAGAACUCAAGGGAACAAAAAAAUCAGGAACAAGAAAGAGCUCACUACUAAUAGUCAAUCUCCAAGUAUUAAUGGGCUCAAACCUGAACUGGCAUCGAAUAUAAUUUCCUUUGAUCAAGCAAACCCAAAUCAUCAUUCAAAUGAAGCUGUUUUGGCUUUUAAUUUAUCAGACGGUAGAAUACAUGGACAACCAAGUAAGAAUGAACAAUAUAUAACAUCUUGCGAAAUCUUGACACCCAGUGAGCUGCAUCAUUCCCUGCCCCCGGUAAACUCUGAACGAUUUAACAGUAUCAAUGCAUGUCAUGAGAGGAGCAACAUGGUGCUCGAUGAUCCGCAUCCGAUCCUUCAAACAAAGGACCAUGCGACAUCAGAAAUUCCAUUAUCCUUUCCAUUUGGGGAUUCUUGGGCAGAUCCGUGCUUGGAUUUUGCAUUCAAGACCCUCACAGGUGCAAUACCAAUAGACGAUAGUCUGGAAAUUCAAAGCUUCUUUGAGGAGCGACUCGAGUCCUCUCGUAGUCAAAAAGACAGUAGCCCAGCACUGCCAGAUUUUGGAUCCCCUAACCUCUUCCAAAAUGAUAUAUCAUCCCACUUUGACGGACCUGAAAAGUCUGCUACGGGACAGCACUUGAGUUUAGAUCCUCAGCUGACUCUAGGGAAUGUGAGCCUACCAAGCUGCAGUGGAUUCACUUCUCAACAGCAGUCUUCAGUGGAUAGAAACAGAUCUUUUAGAGGAAGGUGAAGUUUUAGAGAAAAGUGUAACUUUGAUGUAAUAACAGCAACAGGUCCUGAGAAGAACAGCUUAUUGCUCUUUUUCUUCUUUUUAGCAAAUUUGUAUCAUAAAGGAUGCUCGAAUCUGGGAUUUCACACUUAGCAACUCCCACGUAAAAACUUGAACCACUCUGUAUCAUUUGCCAGAAAUAGAAGAAAACAAAUUCCUAAUUUUUAA